AAUUUCUAACCUCUUAUGCUAUAUUUUACCCAAUGCGGUUACAUGACCUGCUGCGUAAACAUUUAAGUUUUUUAAGAAAAGAAAAUCGGAAUGGGAAAAGUCAAAAGACGUAGGCGUAAGCCGGAGAAAGAUAACCCCACUGGAUUGCCGAGUAUCAAAGAUUUCGAGGAGGACGAAAAUAAUUCCAACAGCGAUAAAGAAAAAGCAUUUCAGGAUGUCUUCGAACAGCUGCAGUCGCCAACCAUCGAAGAAAAGAUCUCUGCUUUGCAGACGCUGGAAUCUAUGUCAUACGAGGCACUGAUUGCCUUACAAAUUGCUAAGAAUAAAGUAGCAAGGAUAGUUGGGCCGUUAUUGACAGAUCUUAACUCAGUCGUGCGUACGGCAGCAGCAAGUGCAUUAAGAAAUGUUGCCGAUAACGGCGGUGACGAAGCUUAUACACAACUGAUAAAGGACGAUCUUAUGACUCCACUUAUUGUAUCAUUACGGAAGCAUUAUGCCGAAUGGCAACCAGAGGUGGGUAUGAAAGCAAGCAAACUACGCGAAGAGAAAAAUGCGUUCAUUCAAAUUGUAACAUUACUCUGGACAUUAUGCGAGAAGGACGAGCAAGUCGUACAGAUUUGCAACAACAACAAUAUCAUGGUUACGCUUUUAAAGUUCCUUAACCCACUGGUUUACGGAAUGGAUAUGAGCAUCGUCGCUGCUCAGUGCGCUGUCACCUUAUGCGAGGAUAAUUCUGUCGCCAUUAACGAGGUAAAGAGACAAGAAGGGUUCAUUAUAACUCUCUUGGAUUUAAAACCAGAAAAGGAGAAUAGUAUUUCUGAAUUAUUACUGCUUCGAACUUUAGUAGCCAAUCUGUUAAUGAAUGCCAAUGCCGAGUUCCGUUCGGAGCAAGAAACUAUUCGUAUGGUCUGUAAAAUUGUUGCUGUCUUAUCGGAUAUUUUAUUGAUCGAUCGAGAGCGCCAACUGGAGAUACUGCGAAUCCUGCCUCAGCAAAACGAUGGCAUGGGUGGGUCGUCAAAAAAGAAGGUUCAGGAAAUUAGGCAGAUUCUUGCUGCUGAGCAGCAAGCCCUGGAAAUUUUAGCAAACCUCUGUUCAGAGGAGCCUGGCAGUGAAAAUGUUUCAGACUUGGACGAAUCGGAUGAUUGCGAAGCAGAAUUCAUGGAAGAAGAUUCAACUGAAGAGAGAGGCUAUGGAGUCUCAAAUAUGCCAGUCGAACUCGUCGAAGUGGUAACUAGCCACGGAACGAUGAAGAAAGUUUGGCAACUCACAAAAGCACUUCCAGAUAAUAUUCAGGAUUUAAUGGGGAAAUCUCCAGAAGGAAAGAUCAUAAAGAAACAAUUUCAUACUCUCCGCUGUCGAGCCUUUUUGUGCCUUAAUAAUUUACUGACCAGUUUCGACAUUGAUGGAUUAGGUACCCCCGACGAAUUAUACAGGAUUUGGAUAGAAAUUGGCACAACAGUCUUUAAAGUUGCCGAUCCUAAUGACACGGAACUGCUGGAGUCUGCGACCUCAGCAAUGCGAGCUGUUUUACAGAAACUUACUGAGAUCCGUGCAAACUCUUUCAGUCAGAUGACUUUAGAAGAUCUCCAGCCCAUGUUGAACGGAGAGAGACAAUGUCCCAAUCCAAGUGUUCGAAUAAAUUUGAUACGCAUCCUUGGUAACUUGGCACUUUUGCUCGUUACUGUGGAUAAUACGGAGAGUCGCGAAUUAGUUAAGUAUGUGUCUACGUUCUUACUGGAUGCUUGUACAAAGGAGACGGAGGUCUGGGUAAUGGCCGAAGCAUUAGAUGCAAUAAUGGAUAUUUACGCCGAAGAUGAGACAAAUCAAUUAGCAGUCGAAGUAGAUCUUGUUGAGAAACUUCAAAGCCUUAUUCCGCUUUUCAAUAACAAGAUCCGAUUGCAGAAAAGGAACCUCGGUGAUAAUGCAUUUGUGGUGUCAACGGUUAAGACAAAUUUAAGAAGAUUCGUCAAAUAUAAGGAUCAACAAGUGGCGGGUCUUAGGUAGAAUUUACUACAGGUAAAUAUAAUUUUACAACAAAGGAAGAAUGAAUUAUGUAGAAAUAUCAAUUGUUUUACUUACCCUACCUGUAAAUCUGUGAAUCCUCUGUACAGAAUGAGAUAUUAAAAAAAUAUUCCUAUACA
Messenger RNA from Orussus abietinus, 2141 nucleotides. Its product is annotated as HEAT repeat-containing protein 3. Gene Ontology annotation, biological process: ribosomal large subunit biogenesis; protein import into nucleus. The coding region runs from base 91 to 2004 and encodes 637 amino acids. Lineage: Eukaryota; Metazoa; Arthropoda; Insecta; Hymenoptera; Orussidae. The transcript has 6 exons. The record is from RefSeq and is a predicted model, not a curated record.